AUGAAGAGAAGUAGAGAGGAUGAACCUACUCAUCCUCCUACUAAUCCAUCUCUUGCACACGGCAUCAUUCCAUUCUGGGAUGAGUACUCACAACAAGUAUCGGAUGAACUUUGGGCAUGUUCAAGAGAUUCCUUUCAUGAGUUUAAUCAGUACAACAACAAGGGAUGCACUGACGGAUGGUUCAACUUUUCUCAAUUCACUGUGAUUGAAUCCAAGCCAGUGUUUGAUGUUCCACUCAAUGUUCACCACUCCAUAACAGAGAAUGUGGCUUUUGAUAACUCUAAAAAGCCACCUCAGCUCAAGAAAGCAAAAAAGAAUCAAAAGGUGGCCCAAAAAUUUCAAGCAGACAAAUCCUUGAAAAUCCGACUCUACCCCAAUGAACAAGAAAGGACAACAUUGAAUCAGUGGAUGGGAACUGCUCGUUGGAUCUACAACAAGUGCUUAGAAUUUACACACAACUUCAAAGAUGUCAAGAAAAACAAGAAGAAUUUCAGAACGUUUGUGGUGAACAACGAUAAUUAUCAGACAGAAAAUCAGUGGGUUGUGAAUACUCCUUAUGACGUAAGAGAUGCUGCCGCUAUUGAAUUGUUGACUGCGUUCAACACUAAUUUUGAAAAGAAGAAGGCUGGAAUGAUUGACAAGUUCAUGAUCCGUUUCAGGCGAAAGAAAGACAGAAAAGAUCAUUUUGUUCUCCACUGCAAGCACUGGAAGAAAAAGAGUGGACUGUAUUCUUUUAUAAGGAACAUCAAGAGUGCCGAACCUUUGCCUGAGGAGCUUCAGUACGAUUCCAUCAUUAUUAAGAACAAGUUGAACCAUUAUUAUUUAUGUAUCCCACAAGUACUGGAUAUUAGGGGUGAGAACCAAGCCCCUCAACAUUCAGGACAAGUUGUAGCAUUGGAUCCAGGAGUAAGAACAUUUCAGACCACCUUUGAUUUGAAUGGUUAUUCAACCAAAUGGGGCUCAGGAGGUGCCGAAAGAAUUGGUAGAUUGUGUUGCGCGUAUGAUAAGUUGCAAUCGAAGUGGUCUCAACCAGAAGUCAGACAUUGCAAAAGAUACAAGUACAAGAGAGCAGGAAGAAGAAUUCAACAAAAGAUUAGAAAUAUUGUGGAUGAUCUUCACAAGAACUGUGUUUGUGGCUGUGUCGAAACUACCAAGUGA
Molecule: messenger RNA, 1158 nt
Organism: Naegleria lovaniensis
Lineage: Eukaryota; Heterolobosea; Eutetramitea; Acrasida; Naegleriidae
Exons: 1
Coding region: 1-1158 (385 amino acids)
Source: RefSeq, a predicted model, not a curated record